CCACUACAAGUAUAUGGUGCGUAUACAGUCUUACUGUGAAAGGAUAGGAUGGCUUCAAUCUGCCACUGUUGUCCGCAAGGAGCCUCCGCCACCACCAUCAACACCUCUGCAUUUUCCCGGUCCUUCAAUUCAAUUGUUGGAAAACACAGGCUUUUCCCAUCCUCAAGUUUAUCAUUUCUCCACAGGCAUUUACAGAAAGAGAGAAGAUUUUCGAUAAAAGAAAUAGCAUGUAGAGCCCAAGUGGUGGAGAAAGAGAAAGAGAAAGAGGAGGGCUUCAGAUUUGAACGGUAUGAAGCGGUGAUAGGAAUAGAAACCCAUGUACAGCUCUCAACAUUAACAAAGGCAUUCUGUAGCUGCCCAUCUCAGUAUGGUUCACAGCCAAAUACAAAUGUUUGCCCAAUUUGUAUGGGACUUCCUGGCUGUCUGCCUGUUUUGAAUGAAAAAGUGGUGGAAUAUGCGGUCAAGUUGGGAUUGGCGUUGCAUUGUCACGUGGGUCUUAAGUCGAAGUUCGACAGGAAGCAGUACUUCUAUCCAGACCUUCCCAAAGGCUACCAGAUUUCACAAUUUGACGUUCCUAUUGCUACGAAUGGGUUCAUUGAUGUGGACACACGCGUGGAGUUCGGUGGUGGGCAUAAAAGAUUCGGUGUGACUAGAGUGCAUAUGGAGGAGGAUGCUGGGAAAUUGAUUCACGCCGGAAAUGAUCGGCUUUCUGGUUCUUCUUACACCCAGGUGGAUUUGAACCGAGCCGGUGUUCCUUUGCUUGAAAUUGUAUCUGAGCCUGAUAUGAGAAGUGGGCUUGAAGCUGCAGAGUAUGCUGCUGAGUUGCAAAGGAUAGUACGCUAUUUGGGAGUGGGCAAUGGGAACAUGCAGGAAGGAUCAUUACGAUGCGACGUAAAUGUUUCUGUUCGGCCGAAAGGUGACCCUCUCUUUGGAACUAAGGUGGAGAUAAAGAACAUGAAUUCAUUUUCUGCAAUGCAACGGGCAAUUGAUUUUGAGAUAUCUAGACAAGUGUCUCUACACGAGGAAGGUCGAAAAGAUAAUAUUGUACAAGAAACUCGACUUUGGGAGGAGGGAAGUCAGCGCACAAUUACUAUGCGGGUGAAAGAGGGGCUAGCUGAUUACCGAUAUUUUCCAGAACCUGAUCUUCCCGAAGUUAUCUUAUCACAGGACUACAUUAAUGCUGUCCAAGCUAGUCUGCCAGAGCUUCCAGAUGAAAAGCGUCGCCGUUAUGAGAAAAUGGAACUAAGCAUGCAGGAUGUCAUCAUUCUAGCAAAUGACAAUGAUGUGGCAGCCUUUUUUGAUGCUGUUCUUGAAAUAGGCUCUGAUGCAAAGAUGGCUGCUAACUGGAUAAUGGGUGAUAUAGCAGCUUAUCUCAAGAGUGAGAAGCUUCCAAUAACCAAGACCAAAUUAACACCUCAUGCAUUGACAGAACUUAUAGCUUUCAUUAAAGAUGGAACUCUUAGUGGAAAAACUGGCAAAGAGGUACUGGUAAAACUUUUAGCAAAAGGAGGAACAGUAAAAGCAUUGAUAGAAGAAAAAGGUCUGGUUCAGAUUUCAGAUCCAAAUGUGAUUGAAGGCAUGGUAGACAAAAUAUUAGCAGAGAACCCCAAACAACUGGAGCAAUAUCGUGGUGGUAAAACAAAGUUACAAGGAUUCUUUGUUGGUCAGAUUAUGAAGGCCUCGAAAGGAAAAGCGAACCCAACAUUGUUAAACAAGAUACUGUUGGACAAACUAAAUGCAAAACAGUGAUAUUAUUGUUUGGACUACAUGUUCUGUGUGUGAAUAUAUUUCAAUCUGAAGUUAUUAAUAAUUAAGAGAAUGGGAAUUCAAGUUCUCACAUUUUUUUUCUAGUUU
This is a messenger RNA of Cryptomeria japonica (Japanese cedar), 1854 nucleotides long. Its product is annotated as glutamyl-tRNA(Gln) amidotransferase subunit B, chloroplastic/mitochondrial. NCBI's taxonomy places the organism in Eukaryota, Viridiplantae, Streptophyta, Pinopsida, Cupressales, Cupressaceae. Gene Ontology annotation, biological process: mitochondrial translation; glutaminyl-tRNAGln biosynthesis via transamidation. The coding region runs from base 49 to 1749 and encodes 566 amino acids. Gene Ontology annotation, molecular function: glutaminyl-tRNA synthase (glutamine-hydrolyzing) activity. The record is from RefSeq and is a predicted model, not a curated record. The transcript has 8 exons.